This is a messenger RNA of Ectocarpus sp. CCAP 1310/34, 567 nucleotides long. Lineage: Eukaryota; Phaeophyceae; Ectocarpales; Ectocarpaceae. The record is from the annotation of a GenBank genome assembly.
AUGCUGAAGCGGUUUGAUGUGACCACGAACGCUUUCACCCCUGCUGCCACCGAUGCCGACCUAGGGCCGAAGAGAGAUGACGAGCCCGCGGUGGAUAACCCUGUGAGGGAGGCGAUCGGAUGCCUGAUAUGGACGAAGCUGACGAGGCCAGACAUCGCCCUGCCUCUGAACAAGCUCCAGAAGAUCGCCCACUCACCCACCGGGAGGAUAUGGAACGCGCUUGUGCGGAUCAUGUCCUACCUGAACUUCACGAAGGACUUCGGCAUCACCUACGUACGGGGGUCACGACUAGACCUAAGCGUGUUUGUCGAUGCCAGCUACGCUGACAACGAAGUAGACAGGCGUUCUACGACCGGGUUAGCUGUGACCGUAGGUGGUACCGUAGUGUGUGCAUCCACCAAGACGCAGCCAGUGACGGCUCAGUCCACCUCGGAAGCAGAGUAUAUGGCAGCCGGGGAGGGCGUUAAGGACGCGUUGUUUGGGCGUGGCGUUCUGUCGUUCAUAGCGCCCGAGACGAGUGGGGCGAAGGUCAAGUCCUUGAGGACAACAAGGGGGCUCUCGCCUUAA